Trichomonas vaginalis G3 is the source of this 417-nucleotide messenger RNA. RefSeq lists its product as uncharacterized. The transcript has a single exon. The coding region runs from base 1 to 417 and encodes 138 amino acids. The record is from RefSeq and is a predicted model, not a curated record. NCBI's taxonomy places the organism in Eukaryota, Parabasalia, Trichomonadida, Trichomonadidae.
AUGCUAGACCAGAUCGAUCCACAGAUAUUUAAGGAUAUCAUUGAGACACGUAGGAUUAAUAAACAUAAAAGGAACACAGCUCAAAGUUUCAGAGAUCACAAUAGGAUAGUUUCAAGAAUGGAACAGAUAGGAAUUAAAGUCGACUUUGUUUCUGCUUGCCUAGAAAAAAUAUGCAAAGACAAAUUGACUACUGCAUUCUUAUUAUUGAUCGCAAAUUCACUUAUUUCUAAACUAAAUAUCCCGAUUGAUCGGUUAGCCAAAAGAAAUAGGACUGCAUUACUUUGCUGGUAUGCAGAGCACUGGGAAGAGGUAAGUCCUUAUAUUCCGGAUAUUGUCAGCGUCUCUAAAAAAGAAUCGAACAAAUCAAAUCUGAUAUUCAAUCCGUUUGACAUUUCUCAACUACUUAAUCAUCAUUGA